Messenger RNA from Capronia epimyces CBS 606.96, 414 nucleotides. RefSeq lists its product as uncharacterized. Bases 1 to 414 code for a protein of 137 amino acids. NCBI's taxonomy places the organism in Eukaryota, Fungi, Ascomycota, Eurotiomycetes, Chaetothyriales, Herpotrichiellaceae. The record is from RefSeq and is a predicted model, not a curated record. The transcript has a single exon.
AUGCUUGCUUCGGUCGGCAAAACUAUCCUUCUCGGACUUGCCCUGGCAUCCGCGGGAGUCCAGGCCUGCGGUCAGGUACAAUGCAGUGGCGGUCACGGAUACGACUACAACGGCAACGGUUACACUGGCAACACCUUUCGAAUUGAGUUCAACCAAAUCGACGCCGGACGGAACAGCAAUGCUUGUGGACAAUUCGACAAAUGUAUGCGAGAGCAAGCUCCGAGCCGUGGCAUUUCCUACCGCGGCACUAGCUGUGCAUUUCCCUCCAAUGCACAAGGCGACUUCGUGGCGACUGUCAGCGUUGAUAAACAGUCUCCGGGCACCCAGGAGGAAUUGAUCCUGGAGUGCAUGAGCGCGGUGAUCGAAGGUGGCUGCAUCACCAAUGCGGGCGCAUGUUCCUGCAACGGCUGCUGA